Messenger RNA from Podarcis raffonei (Aeolian wall lizard), 1356 nucleotides. It is a transcript of the gene TNFSF11, whose product is annotated as TNF superfamily member 11. Gene Ontology annotation, cellular component: membrane. Gene Ontology annotation, biological process: immune response. Bases 1 to 954 code for a protein of 317 amino acids. Lineage: Eukaryota; Metazoa; Chordata; Lepidosauria; Squamata; Lacertidae. Gene Ontology annotation, molecular function: tumor necrosis factor receptor binding. The transcript has 5 exons. The record is from RefSeq and is a predicted model, not a curated record.
AUGCGGCGCGCCAGCCGAGACUACGCCAAGUACUUGCGCGGCGCCGAGGAGCCGGAGGGCGCCCCGCCGCUGCCUUCCCUGCCCGCGCCCCCUCCGCCGCCCAGCGCGCAGCCCUCCGCCGCGCCCGCCUCGCGCUCGCUGCUGGCCGCGCUGGCGCUGCUGGGCCUCGGCCAGGUGGUCUGCAGCAUCGCCCUCUUCCUCUACUUCCGAGCGCAGAUGGACCCUAACAGAAUUUCGGAAGAGGACACGCAUUGUCUGAGAACCUUUCUGAGACUCCAGGGGAAUAUAGACCUGCAGGAAACAACCUUGGCAAACCAAGAAACAAGGCUGCUGUCUGAAUCGUGCAGAAGGAUGAAGCAGGCAUUUCAAGGAGCGAUGCAGAAGGAAGUCCAGCGUAUUAUUAUUGGUAAGGAUCAGUCAAGAUCAGAUAAAUCUACAAUGGGAGCAUCAUGGCUAGAUUUGCCCAAGAAAAACAAGCCUGACAAAGCACCCCUUGCUCAUCUCAUAAUCGAUGGCAAUAAAAUUCCAGCUGGUACCAAAAAAGUGAACCUUACAUCUUGGCAUCACGACAAAGGCUGGGCAAACAUACGGAAUAUGACAUUCAGUGAUGGAAAAUUGGAAGUCAAUCAUGAUGGCUUUUAUUAUCUGUACACCAAUGUAUGCUUUAGACACCAUGAAGCUUUGGGAAACCUAACUGGACAAAUUCUGCAGUUGAUGGUAUAUGUCAUAAAAACAGAUGCUAAAAGGAGAAACCCUGUAGUUUUGAUGAAAGGAGGAAGUACAAAGAAUUGGUCAGGAGACUCAGAAUUUCAUUUUUAUUCUGUAAAUGUAGGAGGGUUUUUCAAGCUGAAAUCUGGUGAAAUAAUAAGUAUCCAGGUAUCCUACCCUUCAUUACUGGAUCGCUCUCCGGAAGGAACUUACUUUGGGGCCUUUAAAAUAAGGGAUAUCGAUUGAGUUUUGCUACAGGAUUUUUCAGAGGGGAAGUAGCCUAUUCAUUCAACUGGACCAGAUUAUGGGAGAUGUGAUGGAACGGCUUUUAGGAUCCAAUUGUACAGGAACGAUCAUUUCUCCCUAGACCAGGGGUAGUCAGUGUGGUGCUCUCUAUCUUUUUUCGGACCACAACUCCCAUAACUGCUGGCCAUUGGAGAGGCUGACUAGGGGUUGAUGGGAGUUGUACCCCGAGAAUAUCCGUUGAGCACCACAUUGGCUAUCCUUGUUGCAGCCAGUCUUCUCUACAGCUCAAUUGCACUUAGGAUAGUUCAUUUUCCAAUGCUUAAUUUUAAAUUUAUUUGUGAAGAUCUAGGUUAUGGAUUUGGGAUAUGUGGAUAUAAAUUGGCAUCAGUCCAUAAUAAGCAU